ACCGCAAAAUUUACACGUGCUGUUGUUUUAUUCGGAUAGCUUCUAUCAUGCGCAUAUGACAACCAUCUACCUACGUUAUGAUUUGACCACUUCAUUGGAAGCUCAUGAUUAAUUCCCAGCCAGAGGCUUCUCGGCUUCCACACUGAUAAUCGUUGUCCAUAUUCAUCAGGCUGUGCGAAGCCAUGAGGCCCCCUUCGCCUCCAGAUUCGGUGAGAGUCGCAGGUACUCCAAGCCAUGGCAGCGUUUCGCCGUUGCCUACAGCAGAUGACCCUGCAAAUAGUGCUCUCGUUGAAACUUCUGAAGAAGUUGACAUGAACAUCACGGUGAGGUCAGAGCCGGCCAAAACCGUCAGACGAGAAUUGCACGGCAUACAACUCUUUAUGAUCACGAUUAACGGAACUCUCGGGACUGGCUUAUAUGGCAGAACAGGUCAGAUCCUCGAGCUCGGGGGCCCAGUCGCUGUUGUCUUGUCUUUCUUUCUCGUUGGGUCACUAGCAUGGGCAGUCAUGCAGUGCAUCACCGAGCUACUGUGUAUCUGGCCCAUACCAGGUGCACUGUCAGUCUAUGUCACCGAGUUCGUAGACAAUGAACUUGGCAUAGCUGUUGGUGUUGCUUACUGGUUCACGUAUUCUGUUGGGUUUGCCGCCCUUAUUGCAUCUUCAGCCUCAUACAUAAACUUCUGGGCAUCCAACAUUCCAGGCUUUCUCAUAGGCGUUGUUUAUGUGACUGUUCCGAUUAUGUUGGUUUGUUUCAACACUUUAGACAUCAAGAAAUACGGCAUGCUAGAAGUGAUUACUGGGAGCAUCAAAAUAAUUUUGCUAUUCAUCAUCAUCGUUGUAUCAAUUGCCAUACAUGCGAAAAACAAAAUAUCAUCGAAGGCCAGGGAAGGUUGGGAAACCCCUCAGGCUCAUGAUACCGAGGCAGCAAACGACUGGGGUACAGCUUUGAUGAUGUCAACCUCGGUCGCGGCUUUUGCCUACGUCGGCGUGGAGAUUGUCGCAGCUUCUGCACUCGAAACACAUUGGUCAAAACCUCGUCGACAACGCAAGGAUCGAGAGAAAGGCGAGCUGCAGCGUAAACCAUCUCACCAUGAUGAUUUUCAGAGUUCAAUUGCCAAUACGCUCAAGUUCACUGCAGUUUGGGUCACAGUCCUGAUAACGGUGGCAUACGUGGUUAGCGGAUUACUGGUCACAUUGGGUUUCGAGAGGGACAAUUGUCAGUUGACCAGAUUGAGCUGGGUUCAAGCUCCCGACAAGUGUAGCAACCAGAAUCCAGACGGGAGAAAGUCGUCAUCGCCAUUUGUCCUUAUGGCCCAAAAUUCAGGCAUCUAUGGUCUUGACGACGCGGUAAAUGCUGCCUUAGUAUUCACAGCCAUCACUUGCGCAAACACCAACCUUUAUGUGGCUUCUAGGACUCUCUUCGGGAUCACGAGCAGUCUAGACGGUGGAUACGACCAACGAGUCAUAGUAAGAUGCUUGGCUUGGCUAGGACAGACGAACAAGAGCCAAGUUCCGAUGCGAGCUAUGAUUUUGUCUGCACUGGCAUUCUGCUGGGUACCAUUUCUGCAGGAAGACGGCGGUUUCAAUACCGACACUACAAUUGGCAAGUUCAUCGAAAUCCUGGCUCAGAUGGGAUCUGUUGGUGUUGCUAUUGUGUGGGCAUGUGAGUCUUUCGCCUACAUUCGAUUUUACCGAUGUAUUCAAAGACACCAGAAGGCUCUUCGAGCUCGCCAGAUACCCCUUGUCCAGCGUUGGAAUAUCGAACAAGACGAUUAUCCAUAUCGCAGUCACGGUCAGCCAUUCUUGGGCUACGUUGCAUUCGCUGGCUGCAUAGUCAUUCUAGGGGUAUCCAAUGGGGCCGCUUUGUGGAAAGAGUUUCACUGGAUUCCAUUCCUAUCAUCCUAUCUGAUUAUUUUUGCGUUUGUCUGCCUCUGGGUAGCACUCAAAAUAUUCAGAAACGCAAGAUGGAAGCUGGCUGACCUCUCCAGCGAAGAUAAAGCGAUUAGAGUCAUUGAGAACCUCCACCAGCUUCGGGCCAGAACUCUGUGAAGUACUGUGGUGGAUGAACCCCGAUGUACUGCCACAGCAGGGAGUAUGCGUUGAAGUUGGGAUUGCAACUUAGAUUCAAAGAUAUGUAUAGAUGGAUACUCCCUCCCCCUCAAUAGCUUUGAUGGGGCUAGGCAGUAGGGAAAUAAUAUGUUUCAACAGCGGCGCGACCUAUAUAGGACAGAUGCAGGAAAAGCUCAAGAGUGAGAAAGGCUUCGAUGAUAGCUAGAGGAAGAGAAACCCCGGACCUUCUUCGAUAAUAGGCAUUCAACAGCAAUUUAGUUUAUUUUACAGAAACCACUGUUGGAGAC
Molecule: messenger RNA, 2356 nt
Organism: Colletotrichum phormii
Lineage: Eukaryota; Fungi; Ascomycota; Sordariomycetes; Glomerellales; Glomerellaceae
Product: putative proline-specific permease
Exons: 10
Coding region: 183-2048 (621 amino acids)
Biological process (GO): transmembrane transport
Cellular component (GO): membrane
Source: RefSeq, a predicted model, not a curated record